Messenger RNA from Corythoichthys intestinalis (scribbled pipefish), 1678 nucleotides. It is a transcript of the gene nudt3b, whose product is annotated as nudix (nucleoside diphosphate linked moiety X)-type motif 3b. Gene Ontology annotation, molecular function: bis(5'-adenosyl)-pentaphosphatase activity; endopolyphosphatase activity; diphosphoinositol-polyphosphate diphosphatase activity. Gene Ontology annotation, biological process: diadenosine pentaphosphate catabolic process; diadenosine hexaphosphate catabolic process; diphosphoinositol polyphosphate metabolic process. Bases 192 to 728 code for a protein of 178 amino acids. The record is from RefSeq and is a predicted model, not a curated record. NCBI's taxonomy places the organism in Eukaryota, Metazoa, Chordata, Actinopteri, Syngnathiformes, Syngnathidae. Gene Ontology annotation, cellular component: cytoplasm; nucleus. The transcript has 5 exons.
GUGGCUCCUUGUAAUGGCGACCGUGCCGUGGAUGCGCCGAGCUGUGUGAAAAUGAAGCGGAGAAGAAGUUAUAUCUAUUAAAGUGAAAACGCCGAGGUUCCCUCCCCAAGGAGGACUUUGCGUCUAAAAGCGUCGCCUUUGAACGUGGUCGACUUAGCCGUGCUUUUUGAACGUAAGUGCACCCCCUCGCGAUGAUGAAGCUCAAGUCAAACCAGACCCGGACGUACGACGGAGACGGCUACAAGAAGCGCGCUGCCUGCCUGUGCUUCAGGACCGAAUCGGAGGAGGAGGUGCUGCUGGUGAGCAGCAGUAGACAUCCCGAUAAGUGGAUAGUUCCAGGAGGGGGCAUGGAACCGGAGGAGGAACCUAACGUCGCUGCUGCUCGGGAAGUGUGUGAGGAGGCGGGCGUGAAAGGGACGCUGGGUCGCUUAGUCGGUGUGUUCGAGAAUCAGGAGAGGAAGCACAGAACCUUCGUCUACGUUCUCAUCGUGACGGAGGUGCUGGAGGAUUGGGAGGACUCGGUCAACAUUGGGAGGAAAAGGGAAUGGUUUAAAAUAGACGAUGCCAUCCAAUUGUUGCAAAGUCACAAGCCCGUGCAGGCCACCUACUUCGGGGCUCUCCAAGAGAGCUGCCUGACCAGCAACGGGACCCCAUUGGUGGCCACGAUAAGCGGGGAGCUCUCCCCGGCCUACAGCAUCACCCAGAGCUCCGUCUCGGAUAUCAGAUAACUAAAAAGCAGAACUGAACAGCACCCCAACACCAACCGCCGCCCUUACACCCUCCACGUCGGGAGCUUUUGGCCACCACACGCGUUCUUACUCUUCUUCUAAUCUUGUCCGCUUUGCCUUGCCAACUCCUCGGCACCGCAGACCAGAUGACGAGUGUCGGCGGAAACACUUUGUACAUUUUUGACCUCUUUUUCUUUUCUUUUUACCAAAACCUCAUCGCAUGCAAACACAAACCCCCCCCCCCACCCCCCCCCCCCCCCGCGAUGCACCCGUAGCGUGUUAAUUGAAUGCAAGAAGUACUUUUUACUGUCGUCACGUAAAAGUGUGUAUCUCUCGUGCUUAAAACUGAAAGGCUUUUGGUGGUCCUUUUUCUUUUUUAAAAUGGCGUCCCUUCCUUUUUCUACAUUUUUCUUUCUCUACCCCCACUUUUCUGCUCCUUUAAUUGUGCUCGUCUCACUCUUGCACGGUGCACGUUCACUCCAAAAAGCGAGUGAAAGAAUGUCAACCUCGCUUGGCCUCUCGUGACUUUUUCCUGGUUAUUUUUAAGAGCGCUCUCCUGUGACUAAAAUGUCUUCCGCCGCACGCCGAGGGUCAAACGACAUUUCAAAAACCACAUAUCCCGUUUUCCCUUCCUGUUCGGUUUGCUUUAAUUGUUUACAUGACAGGUGAGUUUUUCCGGAGGGUCAACUCACUCAGUGCCGUUGACGGUUAAUAAGUUAAGCUAGUCACAAGGAGUCAUGCCAUGUCUAAUCCAUUUGGACUGAGAGCCCUUCUUGUGACUAGCUUAGCUUAGCUAACCACCAUCUAUCGAGUCAAUCUGCACCCCAUCUAAUUUGACAUUGAAAGUAAGAGAUGCAGCGCAAACAAGCCUUGUACAGUGUGAUACUUUGUUUUUAACAUGUCAAAUGCUUUUUCUUUGGUUUUUUUGGAUACUAGUUUUUUUGUUUCUU